CUCCUCACAUCUCAUCCUGUGAGACACUAAGCUCUGAAGAUAGUUUAGUUGAUUUGCUGACAAAAGGGAGCUAGAUUUUAGUUCCUGUCCUGAUGGACAGGGAGUUAAAAGCUCAUAAAAAUACCUAUUUCACUGUCAGAAAACAGUAUUUUCUCCUUUGGUAGAAGGAGGCAUUAUUUCAGAUCAGCUGCUGAGGGGGAAAAAACCAAACAGAGAACAAGAGCAGGUUACUACAUACGUCUUGAAAAGUACGUUCAGGUUGAAAAGCAUACUGAAAACAGCUUAUUCCACAGUCCAGCAGAGGAAAAGGAAGGAUGGGUGGCAGCACUUCAUUGAGAAGAGCAAAGUUGGAUGUGGGAUUUUGUCUGGGUUUGCGUUUACCCCAUUUCUACACAUUGAAGCACUCCUUUUAGGAACGGCCUGCACUGUUUUGCAGGCGUCGUGAGUUCCGUGUGCUGCAAAAUCAGAGUAUUGUUUUAAAUCCCUCCGGUCUGUGAUAUUUUAUUUUUAGGUGAGGAAACCUUUAGAUGUGUGUGUGCUGGUGGCUUUUUAAGCGUGCUUUAAAAAGAAGCAAAUCACAAAGCAAGUGUUAGAAACUGUGCUUUUUCCUUCCUUUUUUUUUUUUCCCCUUCUGAAAGGUUCCCCACCUUUGUGUUUUGGAACUGUUAACCUUGGCUAUUUUUAUUGUUAUUGUUUUAAAUGUGAAUUUCUUUUUAGACCGCUAUGCUCAAGGACCUGGGGCUUUUAGGAGGAAAGAUGUUCCCCGGAGCUUUUCUAAGCACAGUGGUGCAGAAGGAGUGUGCUGAAGCUGGAGGGCCCGGACUUGGCUUUCUCUCUGUGGGUUAUAGCGUGUGGCAACAGCUUUCUGUAGCCUGGGUAACUGCCUGUGACGUGGGUGGUGAUAGGUGAGCUAUGUACACAGACAUCCCUUGCAAGGAGUGCAUCUCCCAGGUGUGGUGUUAGCUCUGGGAAAAGGCGCUUCUCAGGCACCCUCACCAUGAUGUUUCUAACUGCAGUCACUGGUGGAGUAGACAAUUAAGUUAUCCUUAUAUCUCCUGCUCUCUGGACUGGGAAACUUUGGCUGUGUGCAACUGAUCAUUUUCAGUUACUGUUUUGUACAGCAGUGUGUAUAAAUAAUAAACAACACGUAUUCUGUACCUUUAGGAAUGAGCAUGUGGCUGUAGAAAUUAUUCAAAUCAGUGCAACCGGUUCUUCCUUAAACAAGCAGCCAACAGCAACAAAACCCUGGGCUUGGAAUUACCUUCCAACCACUGCCUUGUGUUUCGAGAGAGCUGCUGUGCUGUUUGAGGAGUUGGCAGCUCUUAACUCUUUCCCAGAUGGGCUGCUUCAAUUUCCUUAGUGAUCUUGGCAGAGUUUGUGUUGCCCUCCAUGGGAAGACAGUUCUGCAUUUUAUGGCUUAACGUUUGUGAAAGCUAUUUUUGUGAGGUGGGAGUGCUCUCCGAAGUGUAUUGCUUUUGGUGGUGUUCAGAAUCGUAACAGUGAUGGUGUCUGAAGAACGUAUGCAGAGGGGGGUCUUCCCAAUGAGAGCUAUCAGCUUGUGCACUUCCAGUCUGUUUAUACGUACACUUGCUGGCUUUUAACUCUUGGACUGCAUUGAACUGCCUCUUAAUGUUGAAUUGUAGCACAAUAUUGGAAUGUCUUGGAGCUCUUGCAGUUUUCUAAACUGGAGUUGACUGUUCUGGUAGCACCAUAUCUCAUUUGAAGCCAUUUGCCUGAUCCUGUGGUCAUAGAAUCACAGAAUGGCUUAGGUUGGAAGGGACCUUAAAGGCUACCCACUUCCACUUCUCUGCCAUGGGCUAGUUACCAGCCACUAGAUCAGGCUGCCCGGGGCCCUAUCCAACCUGGCCUUGAAUCCUCAAUCAUUGGUCAUCUUCAUGGGCAGUAGUAUUCAGGUGUUAGAUCAGCGUUUGCAAAACUCUUGUGUAGCUGAGCUCUGAGGUUUCUCAUCUUGCCCCAGAGCAGGGCUGAAGCGCUCAUUUCUCUAUCUUUUGCAUGUGUAGCUUCUGAUCACAGGAUGGAAGCUUGCUUGCUGGCUUUGUGUGCCGUAGGCUGGUGGUUCUUUGUCUCUACACCUGCUGUGUGGUGGUACGUCGAAGGAAUGUAAGCUGUAGCAUACUUGUUUCCCGAAUUCUUGUGUAGGUUUUAGUGCCUCCAGAUUGAAGUGAAUGGUGAGACGUGCUCAUUUUAAUAGGUGGGAAUCAGACUGGAAAAUAAUUGACUUUUUGGUACUACAGGAGCUGAGGAAAGCAAUGCCUGGCUUGCACACCUUCUGUCUUCAGAGCAGAAAUGUUGUGACUACUCUGUUAUUAAUAGAAACGCUCGAGUUAAAUCUUGUCAGCGCAGGUUUUGCACAUGUGCGAUUUGUUUUUUACCUGCUAUCCUUCUGAUGCUGUGAUUGUCGUAAAGAAUAAGCUUUUACAUUCUGAAACUAUCAAUUCGCUUUCUAAAAAGUAGCUGGAGCUUUUUAUUUUAAUUUCUGUGCUGGCAUCUUGGCUAUUGGAAACUAACGCGAUCAUACUCCAAUGUGUCUAUUCUUAGCAGAAUGUUUUAAUUUGAAACCCGUUGUUAUUGUUUGAAGGCCUGAAAUGCUUGCUUUUCUGGAAUUUAGUUCUUGCCCUACAGUGUUUCUGUGUCUCGGAGUUGAAAAAGAGGCAUGUUGGGAGUAAGGAGGUGCUCAGCUAAAACUUGGGCCUUCUCUGCGAGGUGUACUCAUUGGCCUGCAGCAAUGAGUCUCUGCCUCAGUUUCCCUGUGUAUAGCAAGACAGUGAUGCCUACUUCAAAGAUGCUUUGUAGGAUUAAUUAAUGCUUAGGAAGGCCUUUGAAGAUGAAGAAGCAGGAUUUGAAAUAUGAAAAGUUUCCAUGCCCCAGGUAGAAAGGUUCUGUGUGCUGACUCGAGUGUGGCUUUUUCCAAAUCUCUUGAGCACCUCCAGAUGCUUGGAGGGGCUUCUUUCAGAUGGACUGUGGUGGUGGACGCUUUCAGGAGACACCAAGUUGCAUAGCACUACCUCCAGAGGUUAGUUACUUGGAGGAAAGGAGGAAAGGUGAUAUCCCACGGCCUCAGCAGUAUGUACAGGUAGCAGGCUUGUCUUGAAAAAGGGGCCACUGCAGCAUUUUCCAGUUAUUCUUCCCUAGGGCAAGCUUCUGUCCUUUCCUAUGUUUGAUAAACCAGUCCAUUGAUGAGCCCUGUAUGAAAUGAUUUAUGGUAAUCAUAGCACUGCGUUCUUAACCUCUAACAGACUGGAGAAGUAAUGCUGUCUUUACUUUCCAGGGAUGUGAAAGAGUUGUGAUAUUUUAAAAUGAGGUCUUAAUUUCUUGGAAGACAUGUCAGUUCUGUGUGUGAUGUGUGCUUAGGUGUGCAGGGGAAAAAAAGAGAACUUUUAGGUUGUUCUGUAUCAUCUUCCUUUUGGUAUCUCCUCUUUUCCAUACAUUUUGCCAAUUAUGUAGUGACUGCGUGUUUUAUAGGCACCAUCCUAGCUUAAGGUGCUCUGAUGAAUGUGAAUUAAGGGAGAACUCGGUCUGGACUUUAUCACACAAGAGGGGAGGACUUUGGAGCACCAUCCAUGUUGCAGUGGUAAGAGUUUGAGGGUGACUGUGCUAAGAACAAGCUGCAAAGUCUUAAGUUUUACGCAUAAGGACUCUUAAUUUUUCUGUUUUAAUUCAGGUUUCUGUGGAGGUGCAGUCGGCCUUGCAGAAGUAGAUAAAAUGCUCUGGCAUUGUAAUGCACAAAUGUCUUGAGUAUAUUGAGGUCUAAGGCAGGCCUGCCAGUGUUUCCUGUAGGAACAUGAAGGUUUAAGUGGCUCCUUUCCCCCAGUUAAAAACAAAACAAAAAACAUACCAGGAGGUUGAGUUGGCUGUUUAGCUGCUUGGAUGUAAAAAGAUUUGCCAGUGCUGCGUUUGAAGCUGGAGUGGGCUGUGGGGCAGGCUGCUAAGUGGGGUGUAAGUAGAGCGCCUGAACGUUUUCCUUUCUGGAAGCAUCGUUCUGCAAACCCUAGGCAGGCCGGGCUGUGGAAUCUGCAUCAUUAAAAAUGCUCCCCGUCAGCAGACAGCAAGAUAAAAUUACAGCUUUGGAGGAAAUUCGGUUCUUGCUCGUAAGCAUGGUGUGACGUCUUAGUGAGGCUGAGCGGCGUGUGGGCUCUGACAGUGGGAAGCGCUCCGUGCGGCUCAGAUGUGUGGCUUCCUAGCCAGCCUUCCUGAGUCGUCCUGGCACUUGGCAGUCGCUCUUCCAAAACCUUCAAACCAAAGAAGAACAUUCCAGAGGGAUCUCACCAGUAUGAGCUGCUUAAACAUGCCGAGGCCACGCUUGGAAGUGGUAACCUCAGGAUGGCUGUUAUGCUUCCAGAGGGUGAAGACUUAAACGAAUGGGUUGCAGUUAACACUGUUGACUUCUUCAACCAGAUCAAUAUGCUUUAUGGAACCAUUACGGACUUCUGCACAGAGGAGAGUUGCCCCGUGAUGUCUGCUGGCCCAAAGUACGAGUACCAUUGGGCAGAUGGGACAAACAUAAAGAAACCAAUUAAGUGCUCUGCGCCAAAGUACAUUGAUUACCUGAUGACUUGGGUCCAGGAUCAGCUGGAUGAUGAAACGCUAUUUCCUUCUAAAAUAGGUGUACCGUUCCCAAAGAAUUUCAUGUCAGUGGCAAAGACGAUUUUAAAGCGCCUCUUCAGAGUUUAUGCUCACAUUUAUCACCAGCACUUUGAUCCAGUGAUUCAGCUACAGGAGGAGGCACAUCUUAACACGUCCUUCAAGCACUUUAUAUUUUUUGUUCAGGAAUUCAACCUUAUUGACAGAAGAGAGCUUGCACCACUUCAAGAACUGAUUGAAAAACUCACCUCUAAGGACAGAUAAAAGGAAGAGGAUUUUUUUUAAGUCAGUUGUUUCUUUAAGCAAGCGUGUGGUAUAUGUUUUUUGUUCAUUUGUUUUUUAAAAAACAAAAGAAAAACCUGUGCUGUUAUUCCUAACAGCCAAGAUCUACUCUCUGUGCUUUUAUUAGGAGAAAUCUUUUGUCUGUUAGUGACAUGCAGUAAAUAGCUUUUUUUUUUUGAUAGUUAUUCAUUGUGGGAUUUUAGCAGGUGCUGAGUGUUUGUAAAGGAAACGUGCUUGGUUGGGGGUUUGACUCUGCUGGUGGAUGGGUUCUGUAUAGUGUCAGUGGUAGCCCAUUCUAAUGAAGUCCCUGAAAGACUUCCUUACAUUCUCUAAGUGCCUUGGCAGACUCACUUCUGAGGUGCAAAGCACAUACAAUACUGAACAUUGCUGGAAACAGAAAAAUAUGAACUAACACCCAGGAUACUUACUGAUACUUGUUUUAGAAAAAAAAUAUAUAUAUACAUAUAUAUAAAUACUUACAGUAAAAAAAGCCAUAACUUAAAUCGAUGAUCUCCAGCUUUUAAUACAAAUAUUUGUCUUAUUUUUUUAGAGAGAUUAAUAUAGAUUUUUUUCAAAACUAGAUAUUUCUUAUAAUAAAAAGUGACGAUGAAGCUCUAGUCACCAAAUCAGAGUGAAGAGGGUGGUGUCAAAAUUACAGAGAAUCUGUGGUUAGCAAAUAGUUAAUGUCUGUUGCACUGGUUUUUGCUUUUCGUAGUUGCUCUUAUUUUUUUGAACAGGUGAAUAAAAGAGCACCUCAAGUCAGGCACUUCCGUUCAAUUUCCAAGCAUUUGCCAAAUGAACUGUCAGUUUGCACAGCUAGAGUUAGGAAACAUAGUUAAUAUCAAAAGUAUACUGGAGUAGUACUAAGAAAACUCUGCCUUGCAAAAUAACUAAUGAGGUGAUGUUCCUAAGUUAGACAUAAAAAGCCCAGCUCUGUGAAGGAACUCUGAUCAGUGUUUUCCACGGUAGAGAAUGUAUCUUGAAGGGGAGAUAAUUCUGUGAACCGUUUAGGAUUGAUGUUAGCACAGUGGUGUUCUUCCCCAUCUAAAAUUGUUACCCGUCUCCAAAGAACUACAGAGUUCUGGAAGAGAAAUUGGAACAUACCAGUGGUUUAUGAUUUGGCAAGUGCAUCUUCUACUUCUGAGAAAAUGUAACCAAAACGUCUCCUUCCCUCACCUGUGUUAGUCUCUCUGCCUUUCUGUCCUUCUGUUGUCUCAAACCAGACACAAGAAUGGCUUGUGACAAGUUAACUUCUGGGAUGAUCCACAGACAGUGGCUUUGAAAUCUUUGCUGCAACUACAUCAGAGUCUGGUUUCCCAUUGCCCAGAUGACUCUUGUUCAUUUAUGGGCCUCGUCAAAGCUGUGGUAUCUGGGAUACAAAGAAAUCUACAUUAGGUUCCGCAGUACGCUAUCCCAUGAUACCACUAGUUGCCAAAUAUAAUGCACUAGUUGAUUAACACUGCCAGGUUUUGCUAGAUUGUGACUGCUACAACACUUUUUUUUUGUACCUUAAUAAUGUGAAUGCAUCCAUUGAGCUGUGUAUAUGACCCGAGUAACUCUAAAAACUAAAAAACUUACAGGUGAAGCCAAGGUUGGCAUAUGGCAGAGAAGUUGUGCAUAUGCUUUGGGUACCUCUGCUAGACUGAAAACACCAGCCUGCAGAAUGUAUAAGUGGCCAUUAAUAUAGCCAGCGAAGAAAUAUUUAAGCACGAUAACAAAUAUAUGUUCAUUUUAGUGACUAGUAUCAUUACUUUUAAGUUAAAAUAAUAUAUUUCAGAAUCAUCUAUAACUUAUUUUAAGAACAAUGUUAUUCUUCAAUGGAAUUGAAUUUCCUAGUCAGAAUGAAAAUCACUUCAAACUUCUGUUACUUCUGUCUCUUUUUCUCACCAGGCUUAAGAACAGUUAAGAAGACCUAGUACUGAACUAGAAAAAUUGCCUUGUGUGCUCAUUUCACAGCUUUUCAUUCAGAAAUGGAAACAAGUUAUCUUCUUGAAGAGUGGUAAAGAGUAGUCAUGCAGUAGUGUUCAUAGUGAGUUUAGGUUUGGUUACAGUAUAUGUUAGAUACAGUAACUGCUUGCAAAAUAGCUGCAGUUUAGCCCAUCUAAUUCAGAUAGUCCUUGGCUUCAUUAGAAGCUUCAUUAAAGUUCAAAAAACGUAGAAUAUGUUUUGGCUCCUCUGCAGGACAAGGUCGUUGUCCAGUAGAAACUGCUUACAAGUUAAGGGCAUGAGAAAAUUGUAUUUACUCUCUUUCAGCUUCUUAUGUCACACAGAAUGAAGGCGUUUUCCUAAUUGUGUGACUAUCAAAGGAAACUGUGUGAUUUUUCUUAAUGCUGAGAAUGGGGAUUGGACUGUGAUCAAUCCAAUCCACGUUGGAAGAAUGAGGUGGGUCAGGCUGAUGAUGCAAAGAGUUUUCCCUCACGUUUUGACAAAUUCCCAGUUUGAAAAGAGUAAGGUCUUACCCCUUCUUAGCCAGUAACAAUUUUGACUCUCCAAUGCUUAUAUGUUUACCUGGGAGAUAAAGAAGAGAGGUGCCUAGUAUCUGAUAACUCUUCAGCAAGUUGGGGGAUAGAAAAAGAGCUGCAGGGGUACAAGACAUCUGAAGGCAAAAACAAACGAGGUACAAACACCAUUUCCUUUUACUUGGGCAAACCACUUACAGCUGCAGUAUUCACCCCAAUGCUUUUGUCAGAUUUGCUGUUCAUAGGACAUACCUGGUUGGGUAAGCAGCCCCAUGAAAUAUUAUUGGCCAGUGGAAGACUCAGCCAGUGGUCUAACAUCUAAAUGCUGCUGUCAGGAGAUGAAUAACAUGCUGCUAAGAAAGAAGGAGCUCCCAUGAGCAAGAAAUCUCCCUUGUGUUGGAAAGUUGCAGGAAGAGUCCUUUGACCAUAUAUUACUUUUUUUUGUUUGUUUUGGUGCUGUGUGGCAGCUGGGAAUGCAGUACUUGUAGGGACAGUGUGCAUCAUCCAUGACAUCUUGUCAGCUGCAGACUUGUUUUUAACUGAGAAGGAUACUGACAUCUAAUCGGGAUGUGACUGUGAGCCUGACUGGGCAGCUGUAGCUAGCUCUGGGUGGAGGGCUGGAGGGCUCUGUUAGCUCAGGACUGAACAACAUGAAAGACUUAAUAUCAUUGCAGUUAUGGAGGUGGAGAGCAUCCUCCUGACUAUGUCAAAGCAGCUUAGCUCCUACAUUUGAAGUGCGCUUUUUAAAAUGGACUUCAGUCAUGCAGGAAGCUGAAUUCAGAGCAUCUUGCACACACACGGCCUUUUAUGCAUACUUCUAUCUGAGAAGUGUUUAAUGACUGAAACUUUCAAGCUUGAGAGGGAGAUCGGCAUCCAGCUACAGAGGCGUGAAGAGUGCUGCGGAUGCAGUUUGAUAUUAGAAGUUUGAUAAAAUUACCAGUGAAAACUGCUUUGCUGAGUUGAUUCAGUGCUGCUCAAUAGGCUGUGUGUGUACAUUCUCCGUGCUGAUAGUGCUUCGCGGAGCCUUUCAGCCAGCGCCAGAGCCCUUGUUAUCACAUUGCAGCGAGACUGGGGAAUGGCACAAGUCUGCACCAAGGUGCUAAACAGGAGAUAUUCUCCAUCAGAUUUAAAGCUGUCUUACCAGUUUCUGUGUUGAAAGAAGAAUACUUAAAAGUGAGGAUUUGCUAUGAUUGAUGCCACUGCAGUUGCUCACAUCAUUUUCCACUUGGGAGCAUUUUUUCUUCUUUUUUUCUUCUUUUUUAAAGCUCCCAAUUCUAUGAAUUCAGAGGCUUCUGCUGCAGUUCACUGAACCAGAAUUUGAAUGUCUUAUAAGAAGUAUUAGUCUUAAAGGGAUGGUGUAUCUUUUUGUAUUUAGUAUCUGGCAGUAAAAGCAGUUUUACAGAGCAGUUUCUAGGCAUGUAAUAAAAGCUUGGAGAUCUUGAUUUGUCUGACAGCAGUAUGAACACAUUGUUUAACUAUACAACGCUUGAAAAUAACAUUAAUGAUAUGUGUGCAGGAUUUGGGAUUCAGCAUCCCUGUGCUGUUUAUAUUUGCAGCUUUCAUUUUUAUUUUUUAUUUGCUUCAAAAAGAUGUGGGACCAGAAGUUCACGUGUGUUUAUACUUUUGAAGUAAGGGCACAUCAAAAUGCUACGCAAAAGUCAUGUUUUACAAGCCGAAUCCGGAUAGAUUGAAUGUGUUUAUAAAACAGUGCAUUGUUUGGGGGGAGGACACCCCUCACUCCCAAAUAAAACCCAGAGAAAUGAACCCUGAAGAAAAUCUGCUGCUUUAGACCCAUGUUACGGAUGGAGUCUGUUACGUGUCACGAGCGCUUUGAAACAAAACCUCUCUGCUUCAUUGUCACUGGGAGCAGAAGGGUUGAUGGGCUGCCAGUGCUUGCUGAGGCCUUCCAGUCAGCAAUGUCCUUGACUCUGCUGUUUGGGGUGUUUGUCAGCUACCAGCAUGCUUAACGUGUCAGUUAUUCCGAUGGUAACUUCAGGAGGUCAUCUACCUCUAGAUGGGAUGGGGCAAACUGUGAAGUCGAUCACGUUUGGUCACCGUUGGCAGUGUUGACACCGUUGAGAUGGUGUUGGGUAUGUUGUGCUUGUGGUCUUUUACAUUCAAGUCGGGGAUACAAGCUGAUUUUAAUUGCAAUUAAAAAAAUGCCACAUUUUCCUGUUGCAGGUAGCUGAGAGGAGAAAACAGGUUUCAAAGGGCUGACAGCCCGUCUGCAAGUACCAAGUUUCUUUAACUGCUUACUAUGCAAUGUGGAGCUUUGAACUUUAGCUUUUACUUCCAGAUAGAAAGGAGCGCUGUCCUUUAGGGCUGAGCGCUCCAAUCUCCCUGAUGCUCCUUUAACAGGUAAAGGGUACCUAUUUGCUGCUAUAGACUUGACGUACCUUUCAGACUGUUCCUUUCUGUUUCUCGCCUCCCCCUUCUCUUGAACCAUGUGACACAAUUUUAUUCUUAACGCAUCCUUUUUUGGGUAGCUCUUUUUCUUACCAGCCUCUCUCCCCUUCCUACCUGCCAGAGUGCCCUAUGGCUGUGUAUAAACCCCCCCCUCUUUUAGUUGGACUACUUAAAAAGGUGCAGUGUGAAUACAGACUCCUUGCUUUUCUUUCACUGAGAAUCACUUUACUCUGAAUCUUGUUUCCUUCAUCCCUGUUUGAUUUCUUCCUUUCCAGACUGCCCUAGUAAAGCCACGAGCAGUUUGGUGAACGCCUGCCCUCUUUUCCUGGCUGUCUUCCCUUGCAAGCCGAGGCUAACAUUUGUCUUUAUAAGCGCUGAACCUCUGCACUGCCCUGCUUUUCUUCCCGCUUCCAUAGAACCAGGUUAAGAUUGCAGUCUAGAUGAACAUCGGCUUGCUUCUGCUUUAGAAACGACUUCCCCGAACCGUUCAUAGAGUAUCGUAUUUUUAGGGGAAAUUAAUUUUUAUAGCCACUAAGCUAAGCUCGUUAUUUUUGUAAGCUGGCAGCUCGUGCCGCUGUGGGAGCGGUGCCGCGGAGGGAACGCCGCUCCCCGGCUGCGCUGUGGGACGGCCGCCCGCCUCAGCGUCCCUCAGCGUGUGGGGAGAGGGGAACGCAGGGAGAGGGAGGCUUCAACAGGAGAAAAACAGAAUAGUACGGAAGCGACGCUAACACAGCCUCCUGGUGUGCGGUCUUUCAACGUUCGGGAGAAAAGACAGUGCAAAAUGGGGAAUGUGAGAGCAGAGCCCUUUGCUGUACGCUCGCCGUGCCAAUGGCGUUCCCUUCCCGGGCACCGGUCGGUAUUUCGGUUUUAAGUGAGAACGGCUUCUGAUUUACAACAACAAAACUGAAUGUCUGAAAAUCCGCACCGUGUUCGAGAGUUGUAAAUAAUGUACACAGAUUGUUGUAUGUGACGGGACAAAAUAUUUAAAUUCUAGGUUUUUUCAACAAGAAGCUGAAGGCUGUUUAUAAGAGGCAAUAAAAUAGCUAUGUUUGACCACGA
Gallus gallus (chicken) is the source of this 10808-nucleotide messenger RNA. It is a transcript of the gene MOB1B, whose product is annotated as MOB kinase activator 1A. The transcript has 6 exons. Gene Ontology annotation, cellular component: nucleus; cytoplasm. Lineage: Eukaryota; Metazoa; Chordata; Aves; Galliformes; Phasianidae. Gene Ontology annotation, molecular function: protein kinase activator activity. Gene Ontology annotation, biological process: hippo signaling; positive regulation of protein phosphorylation. The record is from RefSeq and is a predicted model, not a curated record. Bases 4342 to 4866 code for a protein of 174 amino acids.